AUGAGGAUAUAAGUGAGAGUAAAGAAAAAGUAUAGGGGUAUAUUAUUAAAUUAGUAACGAAUUUCUGGAAGCAACCUCUCGUUAUGCUUCCUUGCUUCUCUCUCUCUCCCGCUUCUUGCUGAGUCGCCGACCUCUGAGAAGAAUCAGGUCUAACAAUGGUUGUACUCUGCUAUUUCAAGGGACUGCAAAAUGAUUAUUGAAUUGUUCUGUAAAGAGCAAUUGAUCCUUGUCUACUUCAUUCAAUCAAUUCUCCACAAAAUUAUAAAAAUGGCGUAUUCUCUUCUUCGGAUUCGAAAGGUUUCACCUUUCCGAAUCUCUCGUGUUCUUCAAGCUGAUAAGGCAAGUUUGUGGCGGUUUCACUUGGAACCUGAGUGUGCUCAGUUUUUGAGGUUAGGUGUCUUCACUAGGAACUACGGAAAGAUCUUAGGAUCCUCUAACUACGACUUCACUGGCUCCGAACCAUCCUCAUCUUUCGAUUUCACUGAUCUCACCUGUCCUCAUACAUGGUAUCCAAUUGCUCGGAGGAAGAAGCGCAAAGUCAUUCUACAUGUUGGCCCUACAAACAGUGGCAAAACAUAUAAUGCCCUCAAGCAACUUGAGCGGAGUUCUUCAGGUGUAUAUUGUGGUCCGUUAAGAUUGUUGGCAUGGGAGGUAGCUAAACGCUUAAACAAAGCUAAUGUUCCUUGUGAUUUGAUCACCGGACAAGAGAAAGAGUUAGUGGAAGGUGCUAAUCACAAGUCUGUCACAGUUGAAAUGGCUGAUGUUACUUCUGUCUACGAUUGUGCCAUCAUUGACGAGAUUCAGAUGGUGGGAUGUAAACAAAGGGGGUUUUCAUUUACUCGUGCUCUACUUGGGAUUGCAGCUAAUGAACUACAUUUAUGUGGUGAUCCAGCUGUCGUUCCUCUUGUUGAAGACAUUCUGAAAGUAACCGGAGAUGAUGUCGAGGUUCUUACAUAUGAGAGGCUUUCACCAUUAGUCCCUUUGAAGGUUCCUGUUCGGUCAGUUUCCGAUAUUAAAACUGGUGAUUGUCUUGUAACCUUUUCGAGAAAAGAUAUAUAUAGGCAUAAGAACACAAUUGAAAAGGCAGGAAAGCAUCUUUGCUCUGUGGUUUAUGGUUCAUUGCCUCCAGAGACUCGUACAGCGCAGGCAACAAGGUUUAACGACGCGACCAAUGACUUUGAUGUGCUUGUUGCGAGCGAUGCGAUUGGCAUGGGUCUUAAUUUGAAUAUUUCAAGAAUUAUCUUCUCCACCCUUGAAAAAUUUGAUGGUACCGAGACCAGAGACCUAACAGUAUCUGAGAUCAAACAAAUUGCAGGGAGAGCCGGCAGAUUCCGGUCACAGUUUCCUGUUGGAGAAGUAACUUGUUUGCAUAAAGAAGAUCUUCCGUUGCUUCAUUCGUCUUUGAAGUCUCCUUCACCUAUUAUUGAGCGUGCUGGACUGUUUCCAACGUAUGACCUCCUAUCUAGAUAUUCGCAAGCACACCCUAAACUCGGACUGUAUAAGAUUUUGGAACAUUUCGUUGAAAAUGCAAAGUUAUCUUCAAACUACUUUAUCUCUAAUGUUGAAGACAUGAUGAAAGCUGCAGCUCUUGUUGAUGAAUUACCUCUCAAAUUGCAAGACAAGUACCUAUUUGUGGUCAGUCCAGUUGACAUAAAUGAUGAAAUAUCUGGUCGGGGAUUUGCACAGUUUGCUCAAAACUACUCGAAAACACGCGUUGUGAAGCUCCGAGAGAUACUUUCAGAUGACACAGUGAAGGUUCCCAGAACACCAACAGAGCUCAAAGAACUUGAAUCCAUUCACAAGGUUUUGGAUCUUUACGUAUGGUUAAGCUUAAGGCUAGAGGACUCUUUUCCUGACAGGGAAGUAGCAGCUUCACAAAAGUCAAUCUGCAAUGUACUAAUUGAGCAGUUCUUAGAGGCAAAUAGAUUGAUCUCUCACAUCCCCUUCUCAAGCAAAAAACUGAGGAGCCGGCGUAAAUUCUAAGAAUACAUUUCCAGUUUGGUUGGGCAAUGUUCUUGAGCUGUUCGUUGGUUUUGGACUCAACUCGCUGAGGAGAAGUGAUUGAUUGUUCCACAAGAUCUUACACACAACUAGUAGCAUUCGGAGUUUGUCAUGUAUUUUUUAAGUGUUAACUAAACAGUAAAGAACUAUAUAAUUUCAUUGAUUUAUUUAUCAUUUCGGUGAGGCAUGA
Molecule: messenger RNA, 2191 nt
Organism: Brassica napus (rape)
Lineage: Eukaryota; Viridiplantae; Streptophyta; Magnoliopsida; Brassicales; Brassicaceae
Product: DExH-box ATP-dependent RNA helicase DExH16, mitochondrial
Exons: 16
Coding region: 190-1983 (597 amino acids)
Biological process (GO): mitochondrial RNA 3'-end processing; RNA catabolic process
Cellular component (GO): mitochondrial degradosome
Molecular function (GO): RNA helicase activity; ATP binding; hydrolase activity, acting on acid anhydrides
Source: RefSeq, a predicted model, not a curated record